AAUUCUCGAUUUGUUCCAACUCACCUAGCAUUAAAACACAAUGCAAGAGGGUUCCUUUGGUAAUUACACCCCCGAGCUCCACAGUGUUACAUUGCGUGCCUUACCUUGCCCAGAGCACCGCAGGAGACAGGGGUAACCACGGCUAUCUGACAUCAAACACACCCGCCUGUCAGGUGUCAUGUCAUUCAUUGGGCGUAAUCGUGCGUGAACUGCCAAUCAGGGCCGUUGAUAUGCUGUGCUCACUCUUCAUUGGUCAGCAGUACGUGUAACUGGUCAUUUACCCUAAUAACAUGACGUUCAUGUUUCUAAGGGGGGACGUGGGGGUACUAGGAUUUGGACCAACAACUUAAAGUACGUCAUCUUGGUACAGGCAAGGAGUUUUAACCUCCUUGGUACAGGUGAGUUGUUAGGUUAGAAAUAUAUAUUUGUUUGUCUACCAACGGUUUCAGCACGCGGUCUGUUUGGUGUCUGUUACCGCUUAAGUAGAUAAGUAUUAGUGGAAUAAUCGCGUUCGACACCGGCUUACCCUAGUCACCCCUAUACAGGAUCAUCUCCUUCUUCUCCAAGGUAAGCACGAGUGGAGAACAUGCAGGACAGCGACUCGCGGAACGGCGGGGCAGGGGCGAGGGGCGGCCGGCAGGGUAGGGUGUUCAAAGACUACAAGAGGAUCAAGCUGUCUCCGAAAGUGUGGCAGGACUGGCGGGCCAGGCAAGAGCAGCUGGGCUUCACCACGGCCAACGAGCUGGCCAAAUAUCUCCUGUCUCUCAGUACCGAUCAUCGUACCAGGAGUACAGGCGGCGCUGGUAACACAGCUGGCAACACGGUGCCAUCCGAGCCAACAACAAGCUGGCUCGGACAGUUGUCGACAGCGCAAGGCAGGACUCCAGUUUUGACCGGCGGACCAAACAGUGACCUGUCCCCUACCUGACCGUGCCGUCUGGCCGGAGGACGACCUCAAGAAUCAUUUGUCAUCUUACCAUAGUGAUGUAACAGAUAUAAAAAUGGUUGCACAAUGUAACGUACGAUAUGUAGUCACAAGGGGUGUCCAAAACAUGUGAAAUAUGUUUGCUCCUUCAUUAUGAAAUCUUCAAGACCUAAUUUACUGUUGUCAUUUUACUUUAUUUUGUGUGCUAUCAUACAUCUAUGACAUUAUGUGCUAUAUCUUUGUCUAUAAACAUUGAACUCCUGGAUGCGAGGGACCUUCGUUUUAUGAAAAUGUAGCAUUGUUGUUGUACAAUCCAUGGACGAUCACAUAGGUGCACUAAAGAAGUCACUGUCUUGUUGUCAUGACAUUUUGUCUUUUACCUAUCUCGGGAAUAAAUAUGUAUUUACUUAUUUAUUCAUUAGUACUGCAUGUCUCUUGUUUUACUAUCUACUAGUAUUUGGAGGGCCACUGUGUUAUGUUCUUGUAGUUGUUGUUUUAUUCUGAGGUACGUGAAAAAAAUCACAGUCGAGAAAUGAUGUAUCGCCUGGUUUAACAAUAAAAUGAAAUUGACAUUGAAA
Branchiostoma floridae (Florida lancelet) is the source of this 1503-nucleotide messenger RNA. RefSeq lists its product as uncharacterized. The record is from RefSeq and is a predicted model, not a curated record. The transcript is spliced from 3 exons. The coding region runs from base 587 to 928 and encodes 113 amino acids. Lineage: Eukaryota; Metazoa; Chordata; Leptocardii; Amphioxiformes; Branchiostomatidae.